Molecule: messenger RNA, 1297 nt
Organism: Coffea eugenioides
Lineage: Eukaryota; Viridiplantae; Streptophyta; Magnoliopsida; Gentianales; Rubiaceae
Product: pre-mRNA-splicing factor ISY1 homolog
Exons: 2
Coding region: 182-1084 (300 amino acids)
Biological process (GO): generation of catalytic spliceosome for second transesterification step; mRNA 3'-splice site recognition
Cellular component (GO): post-mRNA release spliceosomal complex; Prp19 complex; catalytic step 2 spliceosome
Source: RefSeq, a predicted model, not a curated record
UUGCCGAUUGGACGACGUCAUCUGUUAGUUUCGGAAAUCCUAAACCAAACUAAUCCAAAAGCAAAUAAAUCAGUGAAUCACUUCAAUAGCAAGUCCGGAAGAAGCCACAAAAUUUGUCUCCAAUUUGAAACCCUAAAACCCUAGAAACCCUAGCAGCAGGACCACCAAUUCAGCAGCAACCAUGGCGAGAAACGAAGAGAAAGCUCAAUCGAUGCUAAACAGGUUCAUAGCAAUGAAAGCCGAUGAGAAGAAGAAGCCCAAGGAACGGCGUCCAUUUCUAGCCUCAGAGUGCCGGGAUUUAGCCGAAGCAGAUAAAUGGAGGCAGCAAAUUAUGCGGGAAAUUGGGCGGAAGGUCGCGGAGAUUCAGAACGAAGGGUUAGGGGAACAUAGGUUGAGGGACCUUAAUGAUGAGAUUAAUAAGUUGAUUAGAGAAAAAGGGCAUUGGGAACGAAGGAUAAUUGAGCUUGGUGGACCAAAUUACAUAAAGAAUUCGGCAAAGAUGACGGAUUUAGAUGGGAAUAUCGUUGAUGUUCCGAACCCUGGUGGACGUGGCCCUGGAUAUAGGUAUUUUGGGGCAGCAAAGAAGCUACCUGGUGUUAGGGAGUUGUUUGAGAAGCCACCUGAGUUGCGUAAAAGGCGAACGAGGUAUGACAUUUACAAGAGGAUUGAUGCAAGUUAUUAUGGGUAUAGGGAUGAUGAGGAUGGGAUUUUGGAGAAGUUAGAGGGGCCAGCAGAGGAGAAGAUGAGGGCUGCGGCCUUGGCAGAUUGGAAUGCAGAUUUAGAGAAAAAGAAGGAAGCGAGGAGAGGAGUAAAGAGCGGGGAAGUUGCAGAAGCUGGGUUGGCAUCUAAGAUCUUGUAUGAGGAGGUGGAAGAUGUAAUUGAGGAGGAAAGGAGGAUGGAGAGGGAAAGAGAGGAAAAAGAGAAGGAGAAGGAAUUUGUGGUACAUGUGCCAUUACCGGAUGACAAGAUGAUUGAGAGAAUGGUGCUAGAAAAGAAGAAGAUGGAGCUCUUGAGUAAGUAUGCAAGUGAUGAUUUAGUCGAGGAGCAGAGUGAAGCAAAGGCUAUGCUUAAUAUUCAACGGUAGAUGGUAUGUUUUGCCAUGCCUCUUCCUUUAACAUAGUUAGCUGCUCUCUCUCCGAGGCAACAUUUUGUAAAGGAUUGGUAUAGCAAAUCUUAGUAGCUCAUGGAUUCUUGUUAUCACUGCAAUCUUAACUUGUUAUAGUACAUCAGAAAUGAUAUAUGUAACAAGAGUUCCCUUGAUUUGGGGUUGGUUCUUUAUCUUCUCUUGUUGGAGUCA